Molecule: messenger RNA, 1634 nt
Organism: Polistes canadensis
Lineage: Eukaryota; Metazoa; Arthropoda; Insecta; Hymenoptera; Vespidae
Product: peptidyl-prolyl cis-trans isomerase-like
Exons: 4
Coding region: 120-749 (209 amino acids)
Biological process (GO): protein peptidyl-prolyl isomerization; protein folding
Cellular component (GO): intracellular membrane-bounded organelle
Molecular function (GO): peptidyl-prolyl cis-trans isomerase activity
Source: RefSeq, a predicted model, not a curated record
AAAUUUCGAUUGGUUGGCAUCGAAACGAGUGGUGUGCAUCCAUCUUUUCGAUAACCGUUUAUAUACUGUCUGAUAUUUUUAUUACAUAAUAAUAGCCAAAAACAGUAGAAACGUGCGAAAUGGCGUUGAGAUCGAUCUGCCGGCUGUCAAUUGAUUUGACUUUCAGCCAUACGUGCCAUUUGCGAGCCACCGCCCGCCCGAGUCGACCGUUCCCGGUUACGUUCGUGCGAAAUUUUGCAAAAGUCGCCAAGAAAAUGAGUUUGCCAAGAGUUUAUUUCGACGUCGUUGCCGAUGAUAGGCCCAUGGGCCGUAUCGUUAUGGAGUUGAGAUCCGACAUAGUUCCUAAAACUGCUGAAAACUUCAGGGCUCUCUGUACAGGAGAGAAAGGUUUUGGUUAUAAAAAUAGCAGCUUCCACAGAGUGAUCCCUAAUUUUAUGUGUCAAGGUGGUGACUUUACUAACCAUAAUGGCACUGGUGGUAAAUCAAUUUAUGGAAAUAGGUUUGAAGAUGAAAACUUUAUUUUGAAACACACGGAAACUGGAACUCUUUCUAUGGCAAAUGCUGGACCAGAUUCCAAUGGUAGCCAAUUUUUCAUUACUAGUGGAAAGACCAGUUGGCUUGAUGGCAGGCAUGUUGUGUUUGGAAAAGUCAUCGAAGGAAUAGAUGUUGUUAGGAGGAUGGAAGCCAUGGGUUCGCAAAGCGGACAAACAUCCAAAAAGCUUGUGAUACAGGAUUGUGGACAAUUGUAGAUCGUUUGACUAGCUACUGUAUUGACUAGCUACUGUAAUGACUACAUUUUUGUUUAGCUGUUGCAAAUAUUAACGUCUUUAUUAUUACCCUAAUCAUAUUUUUUGUCUAAAUGUCACUUUUAUUUUCAAUGUCAAUGCAUUUACUCUCCUUUUAAUGAAAAUAACACGACUUGUAAGUAAGAGAAGGAUUUGCAUCCAUUUGAUAACUUCAGUCAGUAUAUACAAUUUGGGUGACAAAAGGUUGGAUGAAUUUUGCAAAAAUUCAGUAAUGUAGUAGAAGAGUAUACAUAUCCUCUCUGAUUUUGUUUCUGCAUUUAUUUGUACGAACGUGUUUGACCUGUAUUUUUAUAAAUGACACAUUACAUUAUGAUGUCAAAUCCACAUUCUUCCGUAAAAUGUUGAUCUAUGCAUGAUGUAUUAUUAAAAGAAAAGUGUGUUCAUCUCGUACGUUUACAGUAAUUCUUCUAUACCAUUGAUUUAUUUUAAUUUUAAAAUAAAUAAUGUUUUUUAUUUUUGAUUAUAUAGAAAUUUAGUAAACAUUUGGAUAAUAUAUUUUAACGAUGCAUUAAUGUCUAUAGUAUCAAUCUAUAUAGUAUCAAUUUUUCUAUUGUGCUUUUGCAUUUGACUAUUCUAUAGACACGUGUUUUUAUUUUUCAGUAUAAAUGUCGUUUUUAUACCUAUGAAUCAAUCCUUUGUAUGAGGUGUGGUGGUGGUGGUGGUAUUAUAAUAAUCGAUAUUUACUUGAUUGUUAGAAAACUAUAACGCAGGCAUUAAAUUGUGAGUUAUUUGAAAUUUCUUGUAGAGCACCAGCGUCGAAAAAAAAUGUAGAUGCAACAGUUUGAAUAGUUCCGAUUUCUGUAAAAUAAAAUUGUUCUCAGAAAUCUA